Molecule: messenger RNA, 2281 nt
Organism: Tarenaya hassleriana
Lineage: Eukaryota; Viridiplantae; Streptophyta; Magnoliopsida; Brassicales; Cleomaceae
Product: myb family transcription factor PHL6-like
Exons: 8
Coding region: 706-2058 (450 amino acids)
Molecular function (GO): DNA binding; DNA-binding transcription factor activity
Source: RefSeq, a predicted model, not a curated record
UUACAGAUUUGCUUUCCAGACGUUGAGUUCCCUAAUCUCUGCUUUUGCCAUUCUGGAUGAUUCAUAAUUCUCGGUCUUUUUCGUUUUUUCUCUCUCGUUAUAAUGAAUUGUUCGUACUCCUUGGGAUUUUGUUUUUCGUGUGUUUUUUUCCCGUGUUUCUGUCUGAUAACGGUAUUGUCUUUCAGACAUAACUUGCUCUUCUUUGAAAGUUUUAUGUUUCAGCUCCUCGGGUUGCCUUUCUUGCAAUGGAAAGAAAAGAUUAGAAACUUUCAAUCGACAUCCGAUAAUUGCUCGUUUCCUAAUAAUGGAAUGGAAUCUAGUGAAUCCGAUUCUCGGAUUCUGAAAUCUCAGUUGAUUUUGGUCGUGUCAUCGAAGAGAAGAGUGAUGCUCUGUCUAAAACCAGUUUGUCUGCAAACCUAGUCAUGCUCUCAUCUAUAUGACAUGAAUAAGCAAUCAGAUCAAAUGCAAAGUAGGGGCCGUCAUUACACGUCUCCCGCCAUUGUUGUUAUCAGAUGUCUUGAAGCUCUGAGUGUCUUCUAUUCGGAGAAGUUGAGACCAUGCAGAGACUUUCGAAUCUUCAAGGCACCAUGUCGUCGAUAUUUUAGCAAAAUGUAACGCUGGCUGUUCUGCAAAACAUGGCGAGCAUCGAGACAAGAACAUCAUAGUUGAAUCCAAUAGACAUUUGGAACUGUUGGUCAUAACAGUAUGAACAGCCAUAGCCUUGUUUCAGGAACAGCAGAUGAAGGAGGAGUUGGGCAAGAUUGCUCGUCUUCCAUAUCUCUGGUGCAUAACUUUCUCAACUUUCCGCCAGAAACCCGGAAAGCUCCUUCUCCUUUCAUAAGAUCACAAUCUCCGGAUUCCGCAAGUCAUGAUCAUCAUCCAUGGAUGAAGCACGGUUCCAAGAGUACAUUCUCGAGAUCUUCCUCGUUCUGCACAAACUUGUACUUAUCAUCGUCUUCGAGCUCCGAAACUCGGAAACAUCUCGGGAACAGUCUUCUUCCGUUUCUCCCAAACCCUUCAACUUACAACCAGACUGCUUCAGCUGUUGAAUCUGCUAAAUCUCCAGCCAUUUUCAGCGAGGAUAUCGUCACUGUCACUCCUCCUUAUAAUGGCGGUGGCAGCAGCAGCUCAGGGUCUCUUGCCAAAGACUUCUUUAAUCUCCCCAAAGACACUUGUUCUGACGGCGGGUUUCAUGAUCUCGGCUGUCCAAAUGACAGCUUCUCGUUGUCAGAACAAAUGGAGCUGCAGUUCCUGUCUGAUGAGCUCGAGUUGGCCAUCACAGACCGUGCUGAAACUCCUAGCCUCGAUGAAAUCUACGAAAUGCCUAUGGCUAUGUCAAAUCCAGGGACUGAAGUGAGUCCCAGACAAAACUGUGUCUCUGCUGUAAUGUCUCACUCUUCCCCAGGAGCUGCCACUAAUCAGAAGCCGAGAAUGAGAUGGACCCCUGAGCUCCAUGAGCGUUUUGUGCAAGCGGUUCACAGCCUCGAAGGGCCUGAAAAGGCAACUCCGAAGGCUGUUCUGAAGCUCAUGAAUGUCGAGGGCUUGACCAUCUAUCACGUGAAAAGUCACUUGCAGAAGUACAGACUAGCAAAGUAUAUACCGGAGAAAAGAGAAGAGAAGAAGAAUAGUAAUUCAGAAGAGAAGAAAUCUGCUUCAAGUAACAGCGAAACAGAUGGGAGAAAGAAAGGGGCCAUUCAGAUUACUGAGGCUUUACGUAUGCAGAUGGAAGUUCAGAAGCAGUUGCAUGAACAACUCGAGGUACAGCGGGUGCUUCAGCUGCGCAUAGAAGAACAUGCAAGGUACUUGCAGAGGAUGUUGGAAGAACAGCAGAAAUCCGGCGCUCUCAUUACAUCUUCUGAGACACUGUCUUCCCCAACCAAAUCCAAACAAGAAUCUUCACCUCAACUGUCAUCACCCACCAAGAACAAAGCUGAAGAAGAGAACUCCCCGAAAAGGCACCGGAUCGAUAACAAAGCUUCAGAAUCUGGAGAAGAAAACUCCCCGAAAAGGCCCCGGCUCGAUAACAAAGCUUCUGAAUCUGAAGAACGUGUAAGGUAGUUAAAUGACUUUGUGUGCAAUAUGUAUAUAUGAUGAUGAUGAAUUUGUGUUGCGUGUACUUGAAGUAGGAAACUUUGUUUGUGAGAUCGAGUUAGUUGUUUGUUAUAUAUGUCUUUUGUUGGGGGACAUGUAAGUGAUCAGUGUAAGCUUUGGGAUUCCAAUUGGUUGGGGUCUCUUGUUCUUUGAAGUUUCUAUUAAUAAAAAUAUAGCAAGAUUGAAAUUA